AUGCUCGUGUGGGUCAUUGAUGCUGACGAUGAAGGCUUUUGCUUGACUGUAUAUCCAUUUGUACAGAGGUUGCCAGUUUUUCUUGGUGUCCUCCUCCUGGCCGUGCUUGAGCAUCGAGCAUCGGGCCGGGUUCUGUUCGAGAUGGUCUGCUUGCAUCUGAACCUUAUUGAGGGGGAUUACUUUGGCCUAGAGUUCCAGAGCCAUCACAGAAAAAUGGUUUGGUUGGAUUUACUAAAGCCCAUUAGAAAGCAGAUCACACGGCCCAAGCACACCGUCCUUCGGUUUGUUGUGAAAUUCUUCCCCCCUGAUAAUUCGCUGCUGUUGGAGGAGCUGACCAGGUACUUGUUUGCGCUGCAGGUGAGGCAGGAUCUGGCCAGCGGACGCCUCACGUGUAGCGAUGCCAGCGCUGCUCUUUUGGUCUCUCAUAUCAUCCAGUCCGAGAUUGGGGAUUUUGAGGAAACUCAGUGUAGACAGCAUCUACUUAACACCAACUACAUCCCUGACCAGAUGGCCCUGAUGGACAAAAUCAUGGAGUUCCACCAUAAACACAUUGGACAGAUGCCAGCAGAGUCAGAUUACCGGUUGCUGGAGGUGGCGUGCAGGUUGGAGAUGUACAGCAUCCGACUCCAUCCUGUUAAAGACAGAGAAGGAACCAAACUCAGUCUGGCUGUAGCACACGGCGGCGUCCUCGUGUUUCAGGGACACAACAGGAUCAACAACUUCAACUGGUCUAAAAUCCGCAAGCUGAGCUUCAAGAGAAGGAGGUUCCUUAUCAAACUAAGAGCAGACCCUAGUAAUGUUAAUCAAGAUACUCUGGAGUUUUUGAUGGCGAGUCGGGACUGCUGUAAAAUGUUUUGGAAGAUCUGUGUGGAGUAUCACGCCUUCUUCAGGCUCUUUGAGGAGCCCAGACCCAAACCCAAACCGGUGCUGUUCAGCAGGGGCUCUUCCUUCAGGUUCAGUGGUCGGACACAGAGGCAGGUGAUAGAUUAUGUGAAGGAAAAUGAGUUUAAAAAACUGCCCUUUGAUAGGAAACAUAGUCGAGUGCAGUACAACAGCAGUCUGUCACCUCUGCGUUCUGCACAGCACCAAGUGCCAAAUCAAGCUGUCAAGCAGAGCUGGGAGGGCUCAUUUUUAGUAAGCUCAGAAGAUUCUGCGGUAAUAAGACCAUGUGGAAACUCCUCUACAUCGUCUCAGCGCAAUGGAUGCAGCGACCAAACGUACCCUAUUCAGGAGGACAGCAGAAGCCCGGCAGCCAAGCAGCAGCCCGUCGAUCGAGCAGGUCUGGCGUCCCAUGCAGCUAAAGGCAGCAGCUCAUCCAUCCCUUACAUUGACUGCAGUGAUGCAGAGUUUAGUGAACAGGAAGUCAGAGGUCGGGUCAGCAGGUCACACUCGCACACACGCGAUGGCAACAGCGUCAGCGCUUAUGGCACCGGGUUUGGUUUGCCCCGGUCACACCAGCAGGACAGAUACUUGGGCAAGUUCAGGCAGAGAGAGUCUCCGCCUCUUUCCCCUGUAAGCCAAGCCACAAGCCCCGCCCACAGCUACCCAAGCCCCUCCUCUCCAAAUCAAAGUGCUAACAUUUUCGAGUCGCCAUUUUUUGGAAGCAGGGUACGUGGGCCACUUCAUAGCACACUAUUGGAAGAGUUGGCCACAAAAAGCUCCUUAAACCACCACACAGGCACCCGAAGCCUGACCUCUAGCCCUGUCCCCUCCUCAAUUCACAGGACCAGCUCCCUAAGCUACGCCCAGUAUAAUGGAUACACUGGGCGGAGCUUUAGUUCCAAAGCAGGAUGGGAGGAAAGAGGGGGACUAUUUAGUAGCUGCUCCCCAAUUAUGAAUCGUUCAGCAAACAAGUCCCAGAACACCGUUAGCCAGUUAGAAAGAAACAUGCGCGUCUCGAAUCAGCCACACCCUCCCGUUCUCUCCCGUGCCGAGAGAAUGGCCAUGUUGGAGCGCCGAAUGCUGGCCAAUGGGCUCACGCCUCCCGGCAAGGCCAAUCUUAAGCCAAGCUCCCCACACCGUCGCUUCGGGGCUGUGCAGAUGAUUGACGGCUCCACCAGUAGUGGAACAGACACUAGUGACUCAGAAGAGGCAGAGUCUACUGGCUCCUGCAGCCAAUCGCUGGGGUUUGAAAACCAAGCUGCCCGUAGUUCGUCCCGCCUCCCCAGAAACAAGUACUCAUUUGGAAGCUUGCAGCUAGAUGAGCUCGACGAUGAAGGAGGGUGUGUGAACCUCAGUGAUGAGGAAGGGAUGCAAGUGUUUAACUGCUAUUCUGAUGCUGCAAUAAUCUGGAAUACUUCAGGAAUUCAGAGUGAUGUCACUCCCUGGAGUAAAUUUAAGAUCUCUGAGUUGGAAACUCUGCGAGGAGCCAUAACAGAGGUGACGUGUGCUUUAGUUAACGGUCACGCUGAUGACUGUAGAGGAGCGACGCCGUCUCCUCUCAUCUCACCCAUGCUGAAUGACACUGGUGCCAUACGCACUGAUGACGAGGAGGACAACAGGAGGAAGAACUGUCCCGCUGAUAAUGCAUACUGCAUUGCUAAAGAGCUGCUGUGUACUGAGAGGACAUACCUGAAGGACCUGGAGCUGAUCACAGUGUUUGGUGUCGCUGCUUUAGACGAUGUGUGUGAAUUGGAGGCUGCGCUUCGUCCUGGUCUGGAAGAGAUUGAGAACUAUCAGAAACUCCUGGAGCUUCAGAAGGAUUUGAUUGGUGUUGAGCAUCUGGCCGUGGCUGGACGUCAGCUCAUCAGACUGGGCUGCCUCAGCAAACUCUCUGGGAAAGGCCUUCAACAGCGCAUGUUCUUCCUGUUCAAUGACGUUCUGUUGUACAGCACUCGAGGGAUAACAUCAGCCAAUCAGUUUACAGUGCACAGACAACUUCCUCUGCGCGGCAUGACAAUCCGGGAGAGUGAGGACGAGUGGGGCGUCCCGCACUCCUUCACACUGAUGGUACAGCAGCAGUCACUGGUGGUCGCCGCAUGUUCAGAGUCAGAAAUGGAGAAAUGGAUGGAGGAUUUAAAGAUGGCGGUUGACAUGGCUGAAGAGUGUAAUGGACUGACCGCUGACCUGCUGUCUGCUAGCAAGGAUGUCAAAUCCUCAGGGGCGUCUGAAGUGGAGUCAGAGGAUGAUCUUUGUGGAUCUCGAACAUCUUUGCCUCGAAAUGGCAACAAUUCAGGAAACACUCUCAACCGCGGCAACACGACAGCACACGUGUGCUGGCAUCGCACCACCAGUGUUUCCAUGCUGGACUUCAGCAUCGCCAUAGAGAACCAGCUCUCAGGAAAUCUGCUCCGAAAGUUUAAAAACAGUAACGGCUGGCAGAAACUCUGGGUGGUUUUCACCAACUUCACCUUGUUCUUCUACAAAGCACACGAGGAUGAGUAUCCGCUGGCCAGUCUGCCGUUGUUGGGUUACUCCGUAACACAGGCCGGCGAGUCGGAAAACAUCCAUAAAGAUCACGUCUUCAAACUGCAUUUCAAAUCUCAUAUCUACUACUUCAGAACGGAGAGUGAAUACUUUUUCGAAAGAUGGAUGACGGUGAUCAGAAGUGCUACAGUCUCUGCCAGCAGAACCCGCUAUCUGAACCGGACCGAACCGGACUGAACCUGCCAUGUGAACCAGGCUGAUCCUGAAACUGCCAUCUGACCUGGACAGAAAAAAACAUAAACCCACAGACCCAUGCAGGCAUAUAGGGAGCAACCAUCUCCGUGUGUGUGUACUUUUAUGACAACGUCACUUUUUUUUAGUGACUGACUUUUUUUAAUAGCAUUGUUUCAUAGUAUGACAUUAAAGGGGAAUGUCGCCAUUUCACUUCUGAGCCUUUUAAUAGACGCUCUUCAGUUCAAAUAUCAGCCUCGGGCAAGUUUAGUUUUUUUUCCUAUUAUUGUAUUUUUGCUGAAUUACUUGUAAGAAACAGAGAGAAUAUGUAAGGUGCUUAAACUGCAUCCGUGACAUUUAAAGUUUUAUUUUAAAGGAGAAAAUCAGAGAGUAAAACAGCAAAUGAUAAAAGAUUUCACACACCUGGAGAAGUACAGAGAUCACCAUUGUGCCCUUAAGGACAGGUGCUCCUGGUGAGAUUUCGGAUAAAAGGUGCUUACAAAUCCUUAGGGAGAUAUUCACAAAAACUGCAUUGUGUUUCAUAAAAUGGCCUCAGAUAUUGAAAGGUGCUACUGUGUGUUCACAGGACGUGUUAGUGUUGGGUGUGAAUAGGACAUAAGGUUAACUGAGGUUUAUUAUAAGGUAUAUUUAUAGCAUGUGAUGACAUACUAAAGUCUUUAUCUUGAGAAACUAAAAGGAAAAGUGUUAAUAAAGGCUCAGAGAUGAAGAGAGGUGGAAUUCCCCUUUAACCUCAUGGUGUUCCCCACACACAGGUGCUUUUUAAUGUUUGUGUUUUGUCCUCUAGUGUAAAAAAACAUGAAACAUGGGCUUUUACAGAAUCUCAUUUUGUAAAUGAUAUUUAAUUGUAAGCCGUAAGUGUCACUUGUUGCCUUUAAAAGGAGGCAGAUUCAUUUCAGUGCCAUGGUUUUUAUAGUACAGGUUUCUAUGUGUUAGACUUUGUUUCUAUCAGCUGAAACCAUGUUGGGUGCCAGAAGCCAAUGUGCCAAAAUCAUUCUGUUUGUUAACAUUUUGGACUGAAUAAUGUAAAAGCAUUGCAAAUUUGGGAUUUAAAGGCAAGUUAUAAAACACACAAGUACAUUUCGUCAACCGAAACUUAUAUUUAUAGAGUUCAAGUGCCAUUAAGAGCAGAACACACAAAAGGUAUUUUACACUACGUUUAUUUCCGUCAGCAUGUAACACUUGGUAAUGAAGAAAGGAUAUUUUGUUAUUCAAGGUUGUAAGAAGAUUGACGCCCCUCACUGUCAUUUUAGAAAAAUUAUUUUCACCAAACUAAGAAGCAUUCACCCAUAGGCCGCACCGUAUAAACCACAACUGCAUAUUACAGGCUAGUUUAGUCCACAGAAGAGGUCAAGCUUUAAAAUGUGCAGAAAGACGUGAUGUUUUAGUUUCAUACGGCCCAAACACUACUAAAAUGAAUGGAAAAAGACAAAGAGAGAGACAGUUUAUUGGAAAUGAAAGC
This is a messenger RNA of Sinocyclocheilus grahami, 5077 nucleotides long. Its product is annotated as FERM, RhoGEF and pleckstrin domain-containing protein 1-like. Gene Ontology annotation, molecular function: guanyl-nucleotide exchange factor activity. The record is from RefSeq and is a predicted model, not a curated record. The coding region runs from base 1 to 3603 and encodes 1200 amino acids. Lineage: Eukaryota; Metazoa; Chordata; Actinopteri; Cypriniformes; Cyprinidae. The transcript has 24 exons. Gene Ontology annotation, cellular component: cytoskeleton.